Dioscorea cayenensis subsp. rotundata (Guinea yam) is the source of this 1378-nucleotide messenger RNA. RefSeq names its product serine/threonine-protein kinase SAPK3-like. The record is from RefSeq and is a predicted model, not a curated record. Gene Ontology annotation, biological process: intracellular signal transduction; protein phosphorylation. NCBI's taxonomy places the organism in Eukaryota, Viridiplantae, Streptophyta, Magnoliopsida, Dioscoreales, Dioscoreaceae. Gene Ontology annotation, molecular function: ATP binding; protein serine/threonine kinase activity.
AGACCAUGGAGUUCGAAACCCCACGCGUCCCCGAGACGAAGAAGAAGAAGAAGAAGAAGCUUGCCUUCCUUCUUGCCACUCAAUCCCCUCCGUGUGUAUCCAUGAAUUCCGCCUCUCAAACCCAAAGAUAACCUAAUCCUAUCCACUCUUACACCUCAAAGAUCUCACCUUUUUCUUCUUUUCCUCUUUGUUUUUCUCUUUUUGCCUCUGGUUCUAACUUCUAUCUGUGAUGGAGGAGAGGUAUGAGGCGUUGAAGGAGCUGGGAUCUGGGAACUUUGCCGUGGCGAGGUUGGUCAGGGAUAAGAAGACCAAGGAGCUUGUUGCAGUGAAGUAUAUUGAGAGAGGGAAGAAGAUUGAUGAGAAUGUGCAGAGAGAAAUCAUUAAUCACAGGUCAUUGAGGCAUCCCAACAUUGUUCGGUUUCGCGAGGUCUUGUUAACACCAACCCAGCUAGCUAUUGUCAUGGAAUACGCCGCCGGUGGGGAGCUUUUCGAGAGAAUUUGUAGUGCCGGUCGAUUUAGUGAGGAUGAGGCCCGGUUUUUCUUUCAGCAGCUGAUCUCUGGAGUCAGUUAUUGUCACUCAAUGGAAAUCUGUCACCGUGAUCUUAAACUGGAGAAUACUCUCCUGGAUGGAAGUCCGAUUCCUCGCCUGAAAAUAUGUGACUUUGGUUAUUCAAAGUCUGCUUUGUUGCAUUCACAACCGAAAUCAACGGUUGGAACUCCUGCCUACAUAGCGCCGGAGGUUCUGUCCCGGCACGAAUAUGACGGCAAGAUCGCAGAUGUUUGGUCAUGUGGUGUCACAUUGUAUGUAAUGCUUGUGGGUUCAUACCCAUUUGAAGAACCUGAAGACCCGAGAAAUUUCAGGAAGACGAUUAGUCGAAUAUUGAAUGUUCAAUACUCAAUUCCCGACUACGUUCGAGUAUCUGCAGAUUGCCGAAAAGUUCUCUCCCAAAUAUUCGUUGCAAACCCAAAGGAGAGAAUAACGAUCCCGGAGAUAAAGAAUCACCCUUGGUUUCUGAAGAACUUAUCUAAAGAGCUGAUUGAAGCUGAGAAAACCAACUGUGAAAACCGGGAGAACGAGGAACAAUUACAGAGUGUGGAAGAGAUAAUGAACAUCAUACAAGAGGCGAAAACACCAGCAGCCGGUGCUCUGGCCGUUAACCGGUCGGCGUUGGGAUCAACUGAAGAUGAUCUAGAUGCCAAUGUAGAUGCAGAAGUCGACGAAAGCUCCGACUUUUAGUUAUUUCUAUCUACCAAAUUGCUGUAAAUACAAGAAAAUAUAGUUUAAAUUUUGUACUACUUCAACAACUACAACUGCUUUGUGUUCUUAUUUCUGCAGUAAGGAAAUCAAGUUUGAGGACAAAAUGUUGAAUACAUUGCA